Molecule: messenger RNA, 396 nt
Organism: Leptosomus discolor (cuckoo roller)
Lineage: Eukaryota; Metazoa; Chordata; Aves; Leptosomiformes; Leptosomidae
Source: RefSeq, a predicted model, not a curated record
AUGGAGGGCUCCGAGGAGCUGGAGAGCAGCCUCCUAGCACAGCCCUGGGCUUCUGUUUGCUUUGGCGAGUCUGCUUUUCUUGCCAAAGCGUGCUUCAGGGAUACUGGCUACAUCGUGCUGAUCUCCGACCUCAGCGGUGUCUGGUACGAGAGUGCAGAUGCCGAGACUGUGGGACAAAGGUCCAAGGAGCUGAACAAGCGGCUGACAGUCCACGUGUCCUCCUUCCUGCGCCACUUGAGCAAGCUGAUGUGCCCCUUGCUGGCCGGGCAGCCGGACGCUGCCACCUCCUUCUUCUGCCACCAUGCUGCUGGCAGUCUCAGCCUGAAUGUGAAGAGCGAGCUCUCGGGGCUGCCCUUCUACUGGGAUUUCCACUGCUGCCCCGCUCCCUUGGAGAUG